Molecule: messenger RNA, 1108 nt
Organism: Sphaerulina musiva SO2202
Lineage: Eukaryota; Fungi; Ascomycota; Dothideomycetes; Mycosphaerellales; Mycosphaerellaceae
Product: snare-like protein
Exons: 2
Coding region: 40-642 (200 amino acids)
Biological process (GO): intra-Golgi vesicle-mediated transport; retrograde vesicle-mediated transport, Golgi to endoplasmic reticulum; intracellular protein transport
Cellular component (GO): COPI vesicle coat
Source: RefSeq, a predicted model, not a curated record
CAACACCUGUCAGCAAUUUGACGCAGAACCUGGGACAAGAUGUCGCCCAACAUGUCGCUCUUCAGCGUCAACGCGAUCCUCGUCCUCUCUACCGACGACUCAUCCCGCAUCCUCGCCAAAUACUACAGUCCGCCUCACAUUCCCGCCAAUGCCGUGGGUAAUAACUAUCCAGGCGCACAGCCCUACCCGACACUCAAGGAUCAAAAAGCAUUCGAGAAGGGUCUUCUAGAAAAGACGAGCAAACAGACGAGCGAUGUCAUCCUCUACGACAACCGCGUCGUAGUCUUCAAGAACGAGGCCGACGUGAUGUUGUAUGUUGUGGGAGGCAGCGAGGAAAAUGAGAUUAUGCUGUACAAUGUUGUUCUCGCACUCAGAGACAGCUUGCAGGUCCUGUUGAAAGGCUCCGUGGACAAGCGGACAUUGAUCGAGAACUACGAUCUUGCAUCGCUUGCGAUUGACGAGAUCGUCGACGAUGGCAUCAUUUUGGAGACUGACCCAGUCAUCAUCGCCAGCCGAGUCAGCAGGCCUCCAGUGCAGGACAUUCCAAACAUGCAGGGGCUGGAUCUGUCGGAAGAAGGGUUGUUGAAGAUAUAUCAGUUUGGAAAACAAAAGCUGGGCGAGAGAUUACGGCAGGGACUCUAAAAUGGUGGUCUGUGGGACAUGUGUGGUUCUGAAGGGCAUAGCGAUGGAGUCUGGAGUUAUGGGCGAGGAUACAGUGAAGAGUUGGAAGGAGAACAGGAACCACACCCAAAGGCGUGAGAAAGUCGUGGGCCUGGUGUGUAUCGAUCUGGGGGGUGAAAUGAUGGCUGCACUUGACUUAGCUGCUGCUCUCACUCGACAGCGUGUGCUACCGCAGAAUUGGCUCACGACGAGUCCGAAAGGAAGAUAUGGCGCACGGCACGCCACGGGAGUCCACUCGCCUGCAACAUCACGUCAGAUAGUUGUGCGAGAGUCCAUCUGUUCCUCUGCUCCUGCGCCUCCAUUCGGCUUACUGAUCACGACACAAGGCAAGUUGGCUGUAACCCAAGACUAUCUGUCUGAUCAUACAGGUACUUGGAUCGCACUCGUAGAGUUGAUAUGUAUAGUUUCGAACUCGCGAUGAAGUCUG